Molecule: messenger RNA, 4265 nt
Organism: Trematomus bernacchii (emerald rockcod)
Lineage: Eukaryota; Metazoa; Chordata; Actinopteri; Perciformes; Nototheniidae
Product: transmembrane protein 132D
Exons: 9
Coding region: 419-3811 (1130 amino acids)
Source: RefSeq, a predicted model, not a curated record
AUUAACAGCCGUUUAACACCGCAGAGUCCCAGCCGCGGCGGCAGACUGGGAGACCGACUCAAGCUGGAGGAUUUGUUAAGAUAAUUCGCUUAGAAGCAUAAUAUUGAUCGCACCGAAACAUUCUCCGUGUCACAGUUUCAGCUCAAGACUUCUGACCGGGCAAAAAAUCUCCAGGAGAGAGAUCUCCAGGAUCGUUACGCACAACUUUUACGCACAAACGGAGACCUGCCGAUGAACAGAUCUUCAUGUCACCUUCAGCACGGACUAUACUACAAUUUAUACUCACACAGGUGUGAUAAUGUUAAGUGUGCGAACUGCAGGAAUGGAUGAAACGAUCCGCUACAUGCUCUGCUAAAACAACACCAAACCACGGACACUGGGAACUUGCCUGUCACAGCGAGCAGCGCCGGGUGCCAAAAUGAGCUUUUACCACCAGAGCUGGAGGAUCUUACAUAUUGUCGUUGCAACAAUUACAGCCGUUCUCACACAAGAUUUGAGCAGUACCGAGCUGAGCGACAUUAAGAGCCCAGUGCCUUUCCCUGUCUUCUUGCCUGUCAAUUAUGAGGUGCGAGAUGCUGACUACCUCUUCCUUAAGGAAGCUGGGCAAGACUUCAUGAGGAACUCCAGCAUGCAGACUCACACGCAACCCUUUGUCAUCUUAAGAUCCAGUCGGCAGCCAGCGGUCAACGCCAGCUACGGCCCGAUGUCCACAGAGCAGCUUGUGCCUCUAGAUCUAGUCCAGUCUGUGCAGCUUUUCAACGCUCCGGAGGUCUUUACCUUUAACUGGAAAAUCCAGUCCUUCGUGCUGACGCCUCGGGUUUUCUCCCCCAAGCCCAAAGUGCGCGUGCUUUUCUAUGUUGCGGGUAGGGACUGGGACCGAGGAGAAGGAACUGUGGAUGAGCUACCGUGUGUGACAGUGUACGCUUUCUGGCAGACUCAGGAGGUCAGGGGUUCCUGUGCCAUGGGAGGCGAGAGGGGAACCUGCAUGGCUGAGCUGAAUCCUGCACCUGGUUGGUUUGCUGUGGGGUCAGAGGGCACCAGCAGGGAGAGGCAGGACCCGACUACUGGGAACCCUGUGGAGCUGUACUACCAGGCGCAACCCAAAGUCAAUGGGAAGUGUAAUUCUGUGGAUGGAAGUCGUUGGGGGGGCUCACAGCAGCAGGCAGAGUAUGUUCCCAUCACAGCCAUGCAGAGGAUUGGCAGUGUUCGUCUUCUGCAGGUGCCCAAAGGAAUGGCAACACUUUCACGGCUCAAGCUCGGCAAUGCUAUUGUUAUACGGACAUCUUCUAAACCACUGAAGAAGACUGAUAUCGCCACCUUCUACAUACUCAUGGCCAGCUCUGCUCAGCUGACUAACUUCACUCUCAGAGUGACAGUAAAGAAAGGUGUGACCUUUCGAACAGCGACACCUAGUAACUCUUUACUGUGGGACAUCACUCUGGAUAUGGGCGCAGAUGGAGACAUCGCUGUUAUUUGUCAGAGGAAGGCUCCCAUACCUGGGAAAAGGCUUGAGAGCAGUCUGCUGGAGGUGCUUCAGAUGGAUUUCGAGGUGGAGGAGCUGAGCAGUCCUCUUGAAAGUCAGGUGAUCAUCUGGAGGCUGGAACUAACAUCUGCGUCCAAAAACGUAGCCAAGACUGAAGGAGCCAUGAGGAUCUAUACAACUCAAAGAGACUUUGUUGGCCUGGCCCCUCUUGUAAUGGACACAGAGAUCCUGAAUACAGCUGUUCUGACUGGAAAGAAGGUGGUGAUGCCUGUGAGGACGGUGGCAGUGGAAGAAGACGGAGUGAUAACUGACGUGUCCGACUACACAGACUGUAGCUCCACUGAUGAAGAUGUUCUGAAGGUGUCGGACAGGUGCGACUAUGUUUUCAUGAAUGGCAAAGAGAUAAAGGGCAAGGUGAAGUUGGUGGUGAACUUUACUUACAGCUACCUGAGUGCUCAACUUGAACUGAAUGUGUGGAUGCCUCGACUCCCCCUCCAGAUCGAGGUGUCAGACGCAGAACUGAGCCAGAUCAAAAGCUGGAGGGUACCGAUACUUACUUCAAAAAGAAAUGGUUGGAACAGUGAAGAAGACGACAGGAAAGGGAAGGGCUGCAUGCUCCAGUAUCAGCAUGCCCUGGUGCGGGUGCUAACUCACUUCGUGGCAGAGCAGGCAGACCCUCGGGAUCCUAAGGCCUAUUUCCUGGGCUCGGAUUGGCAGGUGGAUGUCACAAGGAUGGUUCAAUACUUCAUGAAGGUGGAGGACCCUCGAGUGGCAAGGUUGCAGUCUGGAAGGGUGCUGUCAGGACGAGACCUCGGGACAACCACCAUCCAGGUGUUUUCUCCACUAUCUGAUGCAAUCCUGGCUAAGAAAACUAUCAAAGUCGUGGAUGACAAAGUGACCAUUACAGAGUUGGGCGUCCAGCUGGUUUCAGGCCUCUCCAUGACUUUACAGCUCAGUACUGGAAGCAAUAGGGCCAUCCUGGCAACCACAACCACACAGGAGGUCCUACAGAGCCCCAAACAGGAAGCUUUGGUCAGUGCCUGGCUGCAGUUCAGUGAUGGCAACCAGACCCCUCUUGACAUUUAUGAUCCUGCUUACUACAGAGUCAUGGUGGCGUCUCUAGAUCAGGGGGUGGUGUCAGUGCAGGGCACGCCUCCGACUGUGGUGGCUGAGGGUGAGGGCGAGGGAGUCCUGGUCAGAGUAGAGAUGUCCAUCUGUGAGUCCUGCCAGAAGAUCAAACGCAAAAGCACUGUGGCCGUGGGCAACGGCAGCCUCAAGGUCAAGUUUCAAGUGAACAAUCGGUGGCUAGACAGCAAUACUGGUAGCACGGACAGCAGCACUAUUAGCAACAAGGACAAUGACAGUGACUAUGGGAAUGAUGGAGAAGAGGUGGGAAGUGUGAGGAAGCAAAGGAAACCAUUCCAAAACCCUCCACGGCGCAGUCCCACCUCAGAUAGAGAGGAAAGUGUCAUGCAGAAGAUUACAACCACCAUCAAAACUACAGAACGAACUUUCAUCACCAGUGGGAGCCUCGGAGGAGUGGGAAAGACAACUAAUUCAAGAAGCGCCGACAUUCCUACCAGCAUCGUGAGCAGCCCGGCAGAUGGCAGCAAGGUGUAUGGGUCAGACAAUAUGAUAGUGGAGGAUAUGACCAGCUUUGCUAGCACUGUGAAGGCGCCUGGGAACCUGGUGAACUAUAACUUUCCCACCAAGGUGGAGGUACCUGGUCAGGAGACAUCAGAGGUAGAAAUAGGUGGAGAAGAAAUGUUGGCCAGUAGGCCGCUCACAGACUUGGAGAUUGGCAUGUACGCUCUGUUGGGUGUCUUUUGCCUGGCCAUCUUGGUCUUUCUGGUUAAUUGUGUCACCUAUGUUGUUAAGUUCAGGCACAAGCAGCCUCCCUCGCACGGCCAGGAACCCACAGGGCACAGGCAUGACUGGGUAUGGCUCGGCACAGACGCUGAGCUGGUGAUGAGCAUGCCAGGCAGUCCAGUCCAGCAAGAAACCCAGACUACAACCACCGUUAUAGACAUCGGGCCUGAUAAGACUGCCUCUAUGUCCAGAAGGCCCAGUUGCCUAGCCUCUGUUACGGACUCGCCCAUCAGCUGUGGGGGCUCCCUCAGGAGCAAACCUAUGCACAGCGAGUCCAUCCACUCGCCCACUAGCAAGCGAAAGAGAGUCCAGUUCACCACCUUCUCCACUUUAGAGCGCCAGCAUUCGCCACGCCUCCCGCCCAAGGAGAAUGGCUAUGGCAUCCACUGGGUUGGGAAGCAGGACAGUUAUGAGGAGCAACCUCAAAUGACCAUUUCAAAGCCUGGAGACGAUUUGUAAUACAGAACCUGAUCAGACCUCACAUGAACAGAAGAUGUGGCUUUGAUCACCUCUAUGCCUUUCUUAACUGUCUAGAAUAUGUGAUUUUGGAAUUGCCCUCCUCUACAUUUCAUUACCUAUCAAGGCCUUUUACAUGAACUGUAUAUUAUUGUACAUUUUGGAGUGUGGAUAUGUGUUAAAUGGUUAACCAGAUGGACUUUUAAUACACAGCAUUUAAAGCCACCAAAUGCUUAUACUGCAUGUGGAUUUUUUUUUCAAUUGUUGCACUCACAUGCUGGUAUACAAAAUACAAAGACACACUGAAUAAGUGUUCCGAAUAACAAAUGCCAACUAUUGAUUUCCAGUUAUAAUACUAAACUCAACAAAUUGUUUUCAUAUGUAAUAUCUAAGGCCCCUUUCUUUGUAAAUAUUAUAUGAUUAUUUCUCAUUAAAACACCGUAAUCUUAAAGGUCCC